UGCGCGGGAGAGCUUGACGUAUCACGCACACUGGACGGCGAGAACGUGCAAGCAGCUUCUGAAUCAGUCUGUCAUCACAGCUCAUCUUAUCUGCCACAAGAACAAGUCAGCGAGGAGUUUACAGUGCCUUGGCUGGCUUCUCUGUAUUUCCGUUAUAGUUCAUUGUAGUUUUGUUCUUGGACAAACAUUGGUCAGUGAUCAGCUAGUGAAGGCAACGAGGGAAGUUUUCGAUACAGCUGAGGAUGCUCAUCCUGAACAUUUACUUCGCUGAUCAGGAGCUGGACCGUUGUUAAGAAUUAGUUAUGCUACAGUUAAACGAAUGUCCUGUAUUUAGUUAAAUGAUUUCUUUCAUGUGUGCUUAAACCGUGUGGUAUUCGCUUUUCGAGAAUUAUAGUCAUGAGUGGAAUCGGAUCAGGUGCGCUUAUUCUUUUCGCUCUGUUCUUGCCGUCCACCCGACCCAGCAGCCAGGUGCUCAACUGCCACGAAGUCCGUUCGUCUUUCCAGUCUCUAUAUCCAGGAGUGAAGUGGGCACCAGAAACGCCUGUGUCCGGUGGGGAUCUUCAGGUGUGCCAGCCCAAAGGCCUGACCUGCUGCACACGCAAGAUGGAGGAGCGCUACCUGGUCUCUGCCAAGCAGAACAUGGAGUCCAGUCUGCAGGCCACAAGUGCCCAGCUCAAGCUCCUGAUCAUCCAGAACGCAGCCCUUUUCCAAGAGGCCUUUGAUGUGGUGUUGCGUCUGGGCCGGAACGCCACGCUCCUGAUGCUCCGCGAGGACUUCCCUGGCCUGGGCGGCGGAGCGUCCAGUGCAGUGGGGCAGCUGUUCCUGGAGGUGUCGCUCUACAUCCUGGGCUCGGACUCGCGCGUGGACCACAUGGUGGCCGGCUUCUUCUCGCGCCUCUUCCCGCUGGCCUACCGGCGGCUGCUGGGCGGCGGCACCUCAGCGCCGGCCGCGUCCGACGAGUGCCUGCGCGGGGCCUGGACCCAGGGUCCGUCCGGCGGCGCGUUCGGCGCCUUCCCCAAACUCCUGAUGACCCGCCUGUCGCGCUCGCUGCUGGCCACCCGCGUCUUCCUGCAGGCGCUCAACCUGGGCAUCGAGGUGGUCAACACCACGCAGCACCUGCGGGCCAGCCGGGAGUGCGGGCGUGCGCUGCAUGUCUGGUACUGCCAGCUUGCCAGGGCCUGAGGUGGCGGGCGUCGUGGUCCGGCACUUUAUUGCCUGGGCUCCAUGCAGGGCUGCCUGGGCGGCGCGGCCGAGGUGCAGCCCCACUGGCGGAGCUUCGUGGACGGCCUGGGCUGGCUGGUGGAGAGCAUGCGGGGCGACCAGGACGUGGAGGCCGUGGCGCUGGGCAUCCCCGCGCUGGUCAGGAGCGCACUGCGCCACGCUACCGCCACCAGGAGCCACAUCAACACCAUGGUGAGCAGUGUGUGUGCGCACGCGCCUGCACGUGUCUCGCGGUCCGUAGCGGCCGCCCCAAACCCCCCAAGAGUCGCCCUGGCGUCACGCAACCCCCAACCUGUGGACUUUGACCCUGAGGAGACCCUGUCUGGUCGGCGCAGGAAGUUCAUCUCCGGUCUGCGGGGCUUCGGCUCUUUCUACAGUGGCCUGGGGGAGGCGCUGUGCAGCCGCGAGUCAGCCUUGCUCAACGACUCCCUCUGCUGGAACGGACAGGAAAUGACCGACAAGUUCCCUGGUCCAGGCCUGAGGAAAGCCUCCCAUGGCUCCGACUCCCGGAACAAGCCCCCUGAACCUGUCAUCAGCCAGAUCAUUGACAAACUCAAACACAUCAACCAGCUUUUGCGAGAGGUGACCGUGUCAGAGAAGCGCUGGCGGGCGAGACCAGGAGGGGGCGCUGUGAAGCGUGACCGCGGCGGGCAGAUGGGUGUGGACGAGGACAUGGAGGGUCUGGCCAGUGCAGACUGUGACGACGAGGACGAGUGCACCGGUGUCUCAGGACUGGGCCCGCCCCCACGACACAAGCAGCUCCUCAUCUUCUCUGACUUGGCAGAUAACCUGGCCAUGGAUGACUUCACUUUCCACGAGCUGCUGCUGACGCCGCGGCUGGCUACCGACUCACACAUGGGUCCCUCAGUCCCAGGGAGGGCAGGGUCAGUGUGUGGCCCCAGCUCGGCCCUCCUGCUCCUGGUCCUCACCACCCUCAUCCAUCUUCGACCUCAGUGACCACUCCAGCUCCCUCACCACAGCAUUUCUUCCCUGGACAUGAGGAGUGCGUCCAGAGGUGGGGUUUGAGGGGACGUUUCCAAACCGGUGGAAUCUUGUUUCUUUUUUUUUCCUUUUUUUUCGUUAUCUUUGAGUGGCACGGAGGUCUCCUUAUACAUUUUGCACAAUCUUGAGUGGACUGGCACCACCAGUGAGACACUAAACGUCUCACUUUCUUCUCGCUGUCUGUGGCACGGGCUGUCCCAGUUCUGUAUAAAAUGUACAAAUAUUUAUUUGUUGUAAGACGCUCUGUGUGUGUGUGUGCGGUAGCUUCAGUUACCAAGCAAGCCAACUGGGACGCAAUAGCAUGUAAAUAAGUUACCUAGCAACCCUGUCCAAUGUUUUAUCCAUCCAGGCUAGUAUCGUGUUACAAUUACAGUAUGUGUUACAGAAAAAGCAUUCAAUGCCUUUGGCUGGUAAGUGACGUGUUUUAAGUGUUCUCCCUUGGAAAAGUGGGCGUGGCGUUGAGUGUUACAGACGCACGAGUGCUGCUGAAUUGGUAGAGCUGUGACUAAUGGAGUCUGGAAAACUCUGGCUCCUCCAGUGGACACAAAUCUUCUGUGACUUCUCAACAAACUAUUUUACUUCCCAGCACCCACAAAAAACACACACUCACACAUACACACUGUGAAACACACACACACACACACACACACACACACACACACACACACUGUGAGAGACACACUCACACACACAGCAUUAAAGCACACCUCUUCCGCUCAUUUCCUGUGCUGUAAAUGACCCACAGAGGAGAGAUCAAGGGAUUGGUGUAUCGUUGUGAAACCUUUUUCCCUGAGGGGUGACACCCAGCUGUGGUUCUUGCCUUGGAAAUUCACUAUCAAAAUGUUUGGUCAGGGUUCUCUUGCUUACUCUCCCUCUCCAUCUUCCCAGCUCUUUUCUGCCCUCAUAUUUCUCAUUUGUGUACAAGCACACCUCUCUCUCUCCCCUUCUGCUCACAUGUUAUCAUACAUGCACAUUACACCCAAAUUCGUACUCUCAUUGACACACACACACACACACAGACAGACACACUCUGUCUCUCUUGGGUCAUGGCUUAAUGAGGCUGUCAUUAUGCCAGUGUGAUGAAAGGUUGCUCCUGAGUGGCGACCCCUCCAAGUCCCACUCUCAUCUCCAGUGAUACGCUACCAUGGCAACUGCAUCUAGGAGGGCAUGCUCUUAGGUGAUGGACAGAUUCAUCAGCAUGUUUCAAGUGUUUUGCAUUGCUUAGCGAAAACACCCCUUUGCCCCAACCAAAACGCAUCCACUAACCAAGGGCUAAGAAAUGUUUAAUUUAACACCAGCUGUGUGUAAUGUCUCUCAUCAUAAUUAAAAGGAUUUCAACUAAUGUGUUUUCCUCGUCUAGACAGCUUCCACAUGUGAGAUAGUGAGAUAUCAGUUGUACAGUUUUGUGACAAAUCUACUUGUUUUAUUUCAUGACGCUGCAUAUUUAAUGUCAGUGAUGGAACUGGGGGCUUUUGCGGACCUGUUAGCUUUGUCUAGAUGAGAAUUUUUCAGUGUUUCUAUAGAAACUCUUUUUUAAUAACAAAUGAAGACAUGAAUUAAGUGUAUGACAUUACCAAACAAUGUAGUAAACAAACCACAUUUUCUCCGUCUGUAUUUAGUCAUGAAUAAAUCUUUACAAAGUUCAUUAAAAACAAACCAAUGUAACCUUCGACAAUAAUACAGUCAUGAAAUCCAUAGUUUACACCAAGGUGUAUUAAAAUGCUCAUUGACACCAAUAGUUUUACAGUUUUACAUGGUGCAUAAUGAAACGCUGAC
Alosa alosa (allis shad) is the source of this 3999-nucleotide messenger RNA. It is a transcript of the gene gpc3, whose product is annotated as glypican 3. Gene Ontology annotation, cellular component: cell surface; plasma membrane; extracellular region. Lineage: Eukaryota; Metazoa; Chordata; Actinopteri; Clupeiformes; Clupeidae. The record is from RefSeq and is a predicted model, not a curated record. Gene Ontology annotation, biological process: positive regulation of canonical Wnt signaling pathway; cell migration; regulation of protein localization to membrane.